GUACGGACAGCGUUUACAGGAACACACCGAACGCAAAGGAGCAGUGGGUUUGGUUUGUUUAAUGGCUCAGUAAACAUUAUACAUAUUAUAUUGUGUAACUGUUUCCGUCUGGGUUUAGUUAAUGCGCAGUGUGAGCUGGAUUGUCGCACUUGUUUCAGCAAGUACCUCUUGAGAGAACAAACGCACAGAGAGAAGCUCACGGCGUGAAUAUUCAUCAGUAUGGCUUCAACUAUUGACUUCAGGACACACGUGGAUCAGUCGUGCAGAUACUCCGAGGAGUUUGUUAACAUUUACUAUGACUGCAUGGACAAAAAAAGACGAAACUUGACAAGACUUUACCUGGAUAAAGCCACCCUGGUGUGGAAUGGGAAUAACAUUUCAGGACAGGAUGCUCUUGGAGAAUUUUUUGAGUCUCUUCCCUCAAGUGAAUUCCAGGUGCACACACUCGACUGCCAGCCAGUCCAUGAACAAGCUACUCAAGGCCAGACAACAUUGCUGGUGGUUACUGCAGGCACGGUCAAGUUUGACGGCAGCAAACAGAGAUAUUUCAACCAGAACUUCCUGCUAACUGCUCAGGCUUCCCCGAACAGUGACCAGCCAGUGUGGAAAAUCGCAAGUGACUGUUUUCGCUUCCAAGAUUGGGCAAGCUGAAUGAUCAGUUACCUGCUUUCCAUUAUGGAAGAUCUGAGUGACUUUUACGUCCAUGGGCAGUUUAUUUUUUAUCUUUAUUUUUGUGUUUGUAAAUGAAAGACUUGUUUCAAGAUCACACUGUGGACAAAAUGUGCUUUGUAGAAAACAAUUUAAUUAUCACAAAUGUAUAUUACAUUUAAAAUGUGGUUCACAAAAUUUAAUAAAUAAGAGUGGAAUGAAA
Messenger RNA from Tachysurus vachellii, 871 nucleotides. It is a transcript of the gene nxt2, whose product is annotated as nuclear transport factor 2-like export factor 2. NCBI's taxonomy places the organism in Eukaryota, Metazoa, Chordata, Actinopteri, Siluriformes, Bagridae. The coding region runs from base 220 to 651 and encodes 143 amino acids. Gene Ontology annotation, biological process: protein import into nucleus. The record is from RefSeq and is a predicted model, not a curated record. The transcript has 4 exons. Gene Ontology annotation, cellular component: nuclear pore central transport channel.